AUGCUUAAAACCUAUCUUACAAAGCUUGAACGGCCCUUAGUAGCAUUUUCUCGCCCUUGCCUUACAUACUUUUCUCAUACUUCCAGAAUGACAAACCUUGAAGACGCCAAAGUGAUUGCUUUUCAGGAAUUGAGCAACUCAAGGGCCAAAUGGGUAAGAAUGCAAAGAAUCAGGUACUUAGAUCCAACGGGAAAGGAAAGAGAUUGGGAAAUGGCGUCCAGAAAGAGUCGUGCCGCAGAAAGUGACGUCGAUGGUGUCGGUAUCAUCGCAAUUAUUGAAUCUCCUAAAGGUCCGCUUAUCAUAUUGCAAAAGCAGUUUCGACCUCCGCUGCAAGCAGUCUGCAUUGAAAUACCUGCUGGCUUGCUGGAUCCUGAUGAAUCUGUUGAGACAUGCGCCUUGCGUGAAUUGAAGGAAGAAACAGGGUAUAUAGGCAAGGUGACCUACAAAAGUCCACUAAUGUUCAACGAUCCAGGAUUCACCAAUACAAAUAUGUAUCUAGUAUUUGUUUCUGUCGAUAUGAAAGACGAAAGGAAUCAGAACCCUGUUCCCGAACUGGAGGCUAACGAGUUCAUUGAAACAUUCACUGUUCCACUGGAAGAAAUAUCGCAGAACUUAGAGAGGCUCUCCUUUGAGGGAUACAAGCUCGAUGCCAGAGUUCAAAGCAUUGCAGCAGGCAUCCAACUCUCCAGACAAUUCGGGGUCCAGUAG
This is a messenger RNA of Komagataella phaffii GS115, 708 nucleotides long. Its product is annotated as Spermidine synthase, involved in biosynthesis of spermidine and also in biosynthesis of pantothenic. Gene Ontology annotation, molecular function: ADP-ribose diphosphatase activity. Bases 1 to 708 code for a protein of 235 amino acids. Gene Ontology annotation, cellular component: nucleus; cytosol. Lineage: Eukaryota; Fungi; Ascomycota; Pichiomycetes; Pichiales; Pichiaceae. The record is from RefSeq and is a predicted model, not a curated record. Gene Ontology annotation, biological process: nucleoside phosphate metabolic process; ribose phosphate metabolic process. The transcript has a single exon.